CUUGAAACAUGGCUGCUCGGCGGGGCGCUCUCAUCGUGCUGGAGGGAAUAGACCGAUCCGGGAAAAGCACCCAGUGCAGGAAGCUACAGGAGGCCUUGCGGGAGCACGGCCGAGCCGCUGAGGUCCUGCAGUUCCCGGACCGAAGUACUGAAAUCGGCGGCCUGAUCAGCUCCUACCUGGAGAAGAAGAGUAAUCUCGAGGAUCACACCGUGCACCUGCUGUUUGCCGCCAACAGAUGGGAACGAGUGCCACUGAUUAAAGAAAAGUUACAACAAGGGGUCACUCUGAUCUUGGAUAGAUAUGCAUUUUCUGGAGUUGCGUUCACUAGUGCAAAGCCAGAUUUCACAUUGGAAUGGUGCAAACAACCAGACGUAGGUAUUCCGAAGCCUGAUGUAAUCCUGUUUCUUCAUCUUCAGCCUUCGACAGCUGCGAAGCGAGGGGGCUUUGGCAACGAGCGGUAUGAAAACUAUGCCUUCCAGGACUCAGUACUUAAGCAGUUUGAAGAGUUGAUGAAAGAUGAGACUUUAAACUGGAAGAAACUAGAUGCUUCUCAAAGUGUUGAAGAUUUACAUCAGGAAAUACUGUCUCGGGUGAAGAAAACCAUUGAAAAAGUUGGCGAGGAACCUAUUGGAGAACUCUGGAAAUAGAAUCCUUUUUCCCUGCACAGACGGUGCGAUUUGGGAGAGUGGUGAUUAAGAAGAUUACUGCACUCCCUUUGUAUUCAGUGCUGUGUUCAUCCAUUUGCACAUAUCAGCUGCUGUAGAAAUUUGUUUUUGCAUUGAAGGGAAACGUUCAGAGAGGUCAGUCUAGUACAUUUUUCUGAAAAAUAGCUAUUCAGCAAUAUUAGCAAAAUAAAACUGUUUAUAAUUUGGUCACCAAUCUCCCUUACUUACUUGAAUUAUGCUGUUUGAAUGCAUGAGCUUGGAUCCUGGUUGUUGGGAUGAAAGCUGCUUCACGUCUGGAUCUGAUCAUUCAAGAAAUAGUUGAACAGAUGUAGGUCAUUCAGCCUCUCUGCCACUCAGUCAACUGUUGUCUAAUUGUGGACCCAACUCCAUAUACGUGCCUUCAAUCAUUCAGAUUUCCAGCAUUGGAUCCCAGAUAGCAAGGAGGAACAGGAACUCUGCCAAAUGUGGGAAAUAAGCCUUUUCCUUUUUCAGUCCCAGUGAGCUUUUGAGUCUCUUUCUUCUGCUGUCCUGAGCCAGUGUUGCUUGUGAAUCAUAAACCAACUUUGGGACCGAAUAAAUGGCAGUGACUAUUGAUGAAUAGGGAUUAGAUAUGUGGUUCUUAGAGUCACCAGCCUGGGGGAGCAUCAAUUUGUAUCCAUCAUGUCAUGCUGUGUCAGAAUGUUGUAAGUUUCAAUGACAUGACCCCUCAUUCUUCAAAACUCCAGAGAAAACAGUCAUCAGGGUUUAUGUUACUCGCUCCAUCAAAAUUUGAAUUUCUCUCUGCAAAUGCAGUAGUGCUAAAUUUCAAAUUUAAGAUUAGAUUUUUUUGCUAAUCAAAAGCAAAAGGCACGUAUAUGGAGUUGGGUCCACAAUUAGACAACAGUUGACUGAGUGGCAGAGAGGCUGAAUGACCUACAUCUGUUCAACUAUUUCUUGAAUUUUGAUUUAUAGGUGGACUUAGUGUCUUGAGCUCUGCAUUUAGCCUCACUGACUUCAUUCAGAACUCAUAAGCAUCUACUAUGAGCAACUCCUUACAGCCAUGUUUAUGCCCUCUUCCCCCACCCAAAGAUCAGAGUUGAUCAGUAGACUAUUCAGCCCAUUGAGUCUAUCCUACCAUUCUAGAUUAUCUCCAUGCAGCUUACCUGCUCUUGAUCAUUUAAUUUUAUUAGCCUCCAAAAACAUCAAUUUCAUCUCAAACUUGCUGAAUGACUAAGUUUCCACAACUCAGAAGGUGGUGAAUUCUCCACCUUAGAGUGAAUUAAUUCCUCAUCUCAGUUUUAAAAGGCCCACCAUUACCCUGUGAUUUUGUCCCCUUGUUCUAAAGUCACUAGCCAGGGGAAAUAUCCUAUCUAUCUACCUGUUGUAAAUUGCAAUGAGAUCACCUUUCCUUCCUCAAAACUCGGGAGAAUUCAAAUCCAGUUUUCUCAGUAUCUCAUAAAACAGUCUCACCAUCGCUGGGAUUAAUCUGUAAGCAUCCACUGCAUACUGUUUAUGAUGAGAUCUAAAAUGUACAUAAUAUUCCAGAUGAGGUCUCACCAAAACUCUACAACUGCACCAAUACACAAUUUAUAUUCAAAUCCUCUUGAAAUGAAGACAAUAUAUUUUUGCCUUCUGUUUGCUGCCCUGCAUGCUAGUUUUUAGGGACUCGUAGACAAAGACACCCACAUUUCUCAACUCAUUUCUAUUUAAGAAGAGAUCCACCUGUUUUUUUAAUCAAUGUCAAUAAUGCCAGACUUACUUACAUGACAUUCCACCAGUUAUUUCAGCCCUUUCAGUUAGCCAGUUCAUUGACUUGAAGCCUUCACACAUCCUCUGUACAACUUGCAUUCCCAACCAGCUUGCCUUCAGCAAAUUUGGAAAUAUUCCAAUUGGUCCCCACAUCCAAAUCAUUACACAAAUUGUGAACUUAGCACUGAUCCUUGUGAUACUUCGCUAUUAACAGCUUGUCAUCCUGAAAAUGAUCCAAUUAUUCCUAGUUUCUGCUUUCUAUCUAGUAGCCAAUCCUCAAUCCAUGAAGUAUAUUUUCCUCAGUCCCAUGCGCUUGAAUUAUAUUUUAUAAUUUCUUAUUUGGACCUCUAUCAUAACAGAAGGCAUCAUAAGAGAAUCCACAACGACUGGUUUUCAAUUUUUCUUUUAAAAAUCGAUGCGACAAGUAACAUCCGCAAAACAAAAUUCAGGCAAGUUUGUGAAAUGAUUUUCUUUCAUAAAUCAUUUGCUAUCUUUCAGAAAACAUAGAAUUAUGUAAGAAAAAUCCACUAUUUCAGUUGCUGCUACUUUUGGGGGACAAGGCAUACCGAAGUACUUUCUACAUUUGUCAGUUAGAUCCCAUAUUGUAGCUGUAUUGAAUCAGCUUAGUCAAGCCAGCAGCAAGUUCUAGAGCACAUGUCUUGAGUACCAAUGCUAGAAUAUUGUCAGGACCCGCAGCCUUUUCAGUGUCCAGUGUCUUUAGCUGUUUCUUGUUUUUACAUGCAGUGAAGCAAAUUGGCUGAAGACUGAUACUGGGGUUCAUUGGAGAAGGGCAAAAUGGACUUAGCACUUAUAGCUGAAGAUUCUUGUGAAAGCUUUAACCUUAUCUUUUGCACUAAUAUACUGAACUCCUCCAUCAUGGAGGAUGUGGACAUCUGUGGAGUCACCUCCAGCGAGUUGUUUAAAAUGGCCAUACAUGACCAUAUAGGACAAAUUAUAAGAGAUCAUAUUUUUCAUUUUUUGGGACCAUGAACUGAAAUGGAAGUCAGAGUACUGUAGCUGGAAUGCCUGGAAAGUUUUGCAAUCUGAAAAUCAAGAGGAAUAUAUUCAGCUUCUGCUUUUUUGAAAGAAGCAAGAUGGAAAAUGAGGUGCUCAGUGGCACCAAGCAUUUUCCAAGUUAAGCAAGUUGUGAAUUCUCCACCCCAGAAUGAAUUAAUUCCUUCUCAUCUCAGUUUUAAAAGGCUCACCAUUAGCCUGUGAUUAUGACCUCUUUUUCUAAAGUCACCAGCCAGGAGAAAUAUCCUAUCUAUCCACCUUGCUGUGGUCUGUUAUAAGUUUCAAUAAGAUCCUCUUCUUCAAAACUGAUGGUAGUGCUCAUUGUUUGAGGGGAGGUGUCAUAAAGCUGUAAAUCCCAAGAACAGAGUGUGGAAAAAAGUAUCCGGAGCCUGCAGACAGAAAGCAUCCUCUCUCCAAGUCUUGGCAGGGGAAAAUUCAGAAAAGGCAAGAAAACCUAAAGAAUUAAUCUAAGACCCAAGUUUGCCUGAGCAACCAUCGAAUCAAAGAAUGACUGUCACCCUAUAGAAAACAGCCUGUCAUCAUUAAAGAAAUGUGGAAAGGAGUAGCCAGGGAACUAUAGACCGGUGGGCAAGAUGUUGGAGGGGAUCCUGAGGGACAGGAUUUACAUUUAUUCAGUAAGACUGAUUAGGGAUAGUCAAGAAGGGUUUCAGCCUGAAACAUUUACUUUCCUGCUCCUCAAAUGCGGUUGAUCUGUUGUGCUUUUCCAGUUCCACAUCUGUGGACUCUGGCUUCCAGCAUCUGCAGUCCUCACUGUCUGCUAUUUUUUCCUCAUUGUCUAAUCAUGACCGAGAAUAAUAUUUAUAUAGUUUGAAGGAGUAUAUUUUUCAGUCACAUCAAUUAUAAAUACUUUGUUUUCAAUACUUAAGUUUUUAAAUUGUUACUAAGCAGCCAUCAGGAAAUUGGUUAUUUAGGGUCUCAUUUGGAUUUUAUACACUGCAAUGUAAGGUUUGGGAGUUUGGGAUUUGUGUAUAUUUUAAUAUUUGGAGUUUUGAAUUUUGAACAAGAAUACCUUGGUCUUCUUUGCAUCUUAAGGAGUUUAAUGAUAACCCUGUAGUUGUUGCUGUUGCCACAGUAAUUUCUUUUAAAACACUAUUAGAGAGCGACUUCCUCGAGGUUCAUGGGGUUUUGUUUAGUUAGUUCACUCAAACUCUCCCAACAUAAAGAAUGUAGUGCAUUUAGCUUUCAGAUAGAAAAUUCUGGAUUUUUUUGGAGCUUGGGAAACAGCCAUAGCUUGGUGGGGGAAAAGCUUUUAUUUUAGUCAAGCAGUUUGCAGAAAUAUUGGCUGAAGCUGAAUAUUUAAAAUGGUUGUUCCUGAGAAAUUUUGUUUCAGUUAAAAUUAUGCAGGAUUAGGUUAGUUUUUAGCAGGUGUGAAACCCUAAUGAGGUGUAAUGUGAUGCUGUGUGUUCUGGCUUUAUUAUAUUAAGUUAAUUCAACUAAUUGUUCAGAUUGGAAAGUGUGGUUUUCAUUUGUGGAGAUAGUGGGUAGCUACAUUGUGUUACUGCAAUACUUUGCAUUAAGUUGGUAUUCUGAGGCACACAGAAGAUCGCAAAUUAGGUUCAUUGAAUGUACAGGUCCUAAACAAAUCAUUGACUACCCUUAAAUUAAUUGUGGUGAAAACUGUUCGAUUUAUAUAUUUCAGUAUCAUUUAUUUUCGUUUGGAUUUUGAGUUAGUGGCAUAUGGUCUGUGUGAACAAGGUAAUUUAGUGAUUAACUUGUCAGUAUUUGUAGCCUUUUUUCAAAAAACAAAUGUAUAAAUUCCCUUCAAUGAUAAUUGGAAUUUGUUUGCAUUGAGUAUCAUGGACAGACAUAGUAAACAUUGAAAAACAUUAGGUGAGAAGGAUCAGGAUUUGAUUUUGUUUUGUUUCAGGGAAAAACACAAAACUUAAAUCUUCCAUUUCAGUUCACAGAAAUACUGGUUGAGAAAAACAAAUUAAUUCACAAAGUUUGAAACUUUCAAAUGUGAACUUUUACACUAAUGUAACGGGCCGGGUGCUGGCAGGUGGGACUAGAUUGGGUUGGGAUAUCUGGUCGGCAUGAACGGGUAGGACCGAAGGGUCUGCUUCCAUGCUGUACAUCUCUAUGACAAGUCAGGAUAGAAUGUGUUUCUUCAGCAGACAUAUUUGGUUAGAAUGCUAACAGGGUGACUUGAAGCUGAGAGGCAGAGUUCAAUUGUGUGAAUAGUCAAGGAAAUUGAAAAGAACAAUUUAGUAAAACCUGUCGAUGUGAUUGAGAAAGGAAUUCUCUCGUGUUUUCAUACUAUAAAUGGAUAGUGAUGGGAUAAAUGGCACUUAACUGUUUCAAAAUCUUUCAAAUGGUCAAAUAGCUAUUAUUCUAUUUUAGAUCUCUUCUGUGUAACAGAGAUUUACUGUUAAAACCAAAUCUCCAACAUUGUCUGUAUUUCAGUGAAAGAGCUUAUUAAAUAAAAAAAGCAAAGUAGAUCUAUCAAACCAAA
This is a messenger RNA of Chiloscyllium plagiosum (whitespotted bambooshark), 5880 nucleotides long. It is a transcript of the gene dtymk, whose product is annotated as deoxythymidylate kinase (thymidylate kinase). Lineage: Eukaryota; Metazoa; Chordata; Chondrichthyes; Orectolobiformes; Hemiscylliidae. The record is from RefSeq and is a predicted model, not a curated record. Gene Ontology annotation, molecular function: dTMP kinase activity; nucleoside diphosphate kinase activity; ATP binding. Gene Ontology annotation, cellular component: nucleus; cytoplasm; cytosol. Gene Ontology annotation, biological process: dTTP biosynthetic process; dTDP biosynthetic process; dUDP biosynthetic process.